Eucalyptus grandis is the source of this 2758-nucleotide messenger RNA. Its product is annotated as prolyl endopeptidase. Gene Ontology annotation, cellular component: cytosol. Bases 74 to 2500 code for a protein of 808 amino acids. Gene Ontology annotation, biological process: proteolysis. The transcript has 12 exons. The record is from RefSeq and is a predicted model, not a curated record. NCBI's taxonomy places the organism in Eukaryota, Viridiplantae, Streptophyta, Magnoliopsida, Myrtales, Myrtaceae. Gene Ontology annotation, molecular function: serine-type endopeptidase activity; oligopeptidase activity.
CACGCCCUCGCGGCUGGGGCUCUCGACCCGUUCCUCCCGGUCCAGCACUCCCCCGCAGAGCCCGUACGCAUCCAUGUUCUCAUCCGCCCGUCACGUUUGCCUCGCUCUCGCCUCAUUACUUUUUCCCACCCGCCCUGUCGCGCUCGCGCCCCGCUUGCAUUGCCUCCUUAUAAAUGCCGCGCCCCCCUUCCCUCGCACAAAUCAAAUCCGCAAUCUGGACCCCUCCUCCUCCUCCUCCUCCUCCGCCCCCCGUCGCCUCCGCCGUCUCUCCAGUCACCUCUCCGUCGCCGCGUCGGGCCGCGGGAUGGGAUCGCUCUCCGCAGCGCUGGACGGGCCGUUGCGGUAUCCGCCCGCUCGCAGGGACGAGUCCGUCGUCGACGAUUUCUUCGGCGUCAAGAUAUCCGACCCUUACCGAUGGCUUGAAGAUCCCGACAGUGAAGAAACAAAGGAGUUCGUGCAAAAUCAGGUGGAAUUGACGCAGACGGUUUUGAAGACGUGUGACGCGACGGAUAAACUGAAUGAAAAGAUAACGAAGCUAUUUGAUCAUCCUCGGUAUGAAGCACCGUUCAGGCGAGGGAACAAAUACUUUUAUUUUCACAAUACAGGGCUCCAAGCACAAAGCAUCCUCUACGUGCAGGAUAGUUUAGAUGCAGAAGCAGAGGUUUUGCUCGAUCCUAAUGCUCUCAGUGAAGACGGGACUGUCUCUUUGAACACUCUUUCUGUCAGCGAGGAUGCCAAGUACCUUGCUUAUGGACUUAGUUCAAGUGGCAGCGAUUGGGUGACUAUUAAACUUAUGCGUGUUGAGGAUAAGAAAGUUGAGCCGGAUAAUUUAUCAUGGGUUAAAUUUACUUCUAUCAGCUGGACCCAUGAUGGCAGAGGUUUUUUCUACGGCCGCUACCCAGCCCCGAAAGAGGGAGAUAUUGAUGCUGGGACUGAGACCAACUCUAACCUUUAUCAUGAAGUAUACUAUCACUUUGUGGGCACGGAUCAAACUGAAGAUAUUUUAUGCUGGAGGGAUUCUGAUAAUCCUAAGUACAUGUUUGGAGCCAGCGUCACAGAGGACGGGAAGUAUGUUCUCUUGGAUAUAGUAGAAGAUUGUGAUCCCGUCAACAAAGUUUACUACUGCGACAUGUCCAGCCUGCCGGAUGGGAUUGAAGGUCUCAAGAAGAGAAAUGAGCUACUCCCUUUCAUUAAGCUUGUAGAUAACUUGGAUGCAAAGUAUGAAGCUGUUGCAAAUGAUGAAACUGUAUUUACUUUCCUGACAAACAAAGAUGCCCCCAGGUAUAAAUUAGUGAGGGUGGACCUGAGAGAACCCAAUGUUUGGACUGACGUCAUAAAAGAAGCCGAGAAGGAUGUGCUGGAAUCGGCUUCUGCAGUCAAUCAUAACCAACUGAUAGUGAGUUAUUUAAGUGAUGUGAAAUAUGUGGUGCAGAUCAGAGAUCUGAAAACAGGUUCUUUGCUACAUCAAUUGCCCAUUGACAUUGGGACAGUUUCUGGGAUCUCUGCUCGCCGUGAAGAUAGCACCAUUUUUUUUAGCUUUACUAGUUUUCUUUCUCCGGGCAUCAUAUAUCAGUGCGAUCUACAGAAUGAGGCUCCAGAUAUGAAGAUCUUCCGUGAAAUUGUAGUUUCUGGAUUUGAUCGUUCAGAGUUCCAAGUUAAUCAGGUUUUUGUAUCUAGUAAGGAUGGCACCAAGAUACCGAUGUUCAUAGUAGCCAGAAAGGGCAUCUCUUUGGAUGGAUCACACCCAUGUUUGUUAUACGGUUAUGGUGGAUUCAACAUUAGCAUUACACCAUCAUUUAGCGUCAGCCGUACUAUACUCAUAAGACACUUGGGAGCUGUUUACUGCAUAGCAAACAUUCGAGGUGGUGGCGAGUAUGGAGAGGAAUGGCACAAGGCAGGGGCCUUGGCAAAAAAGCAGAACUGCUUUGAUGAUUUCAUCUCUGCUGCUCAGUACCUCGUUUCUGCAGGUUAUACCCAACCUAAAAAGCUGUGCAUUGAAGGGGGAAGCAAUGGUGGACUUCUUAUCGGGGCUUGCAUCAAUCAGAGACCUGAUCUUUUUGGCUGUGCUCUGGCUCAUGUUGGUGUUAUGGACAUGCUGCGAUUUCACAAAUUUACUAUUGGGCAUGCAUGGACUUCUGAUUUCGGUUGUGCCGACAAAGAGGAGGAAUUCCAUUGGUUGAUUAAGUACUCGCCGCUGCAUAAUGUGAGGAGGCCAUGGGAACAAGGUCCGGAUCAAUUAGUUCAGUACCCACCUACCAUGCUAUUGACUGCUGAUCAUGACGAUCGCGUUGUGCCACUACACUCGUUGAAGUUAUUGGCUACAAUGCAAUACGUCCUAUGCACAAGCCUUGAGAAAAGCCCCCAAACGAACCCAAUAUUAGGUCGAAUCGAGUGCAAAGCCGGACAUGGAGCUGGGCGUCCUACAAAGAAGAUGAUUGACGAAGCUGCCGAUCGCUAUGGUUUCAUGGCGAAGAUGCUGGAUGCCUCCUGGAUUGAUUAGAUGAAGCGAUUUAAUCGAUUCUGAAGUGCCCAGUUUAUUUUCUUUUUCUUGUUGACUUCGUAGAAACUUAAUUAUUGAUUAUUACUUCACAAUGUCUGGGAAAUUUCUUUUGAAUUAGAAGCUAACACAUUGUGAUAAUGGGAUCAAGAUAGAACCACAGAAAAAGGUGCUGCUAAGUAGGUUUGCAGCUUAAGCUGAUUCUCGUCCUUCCUGUAGUAGCCACCGUUACGCCGAUUGCUUUUGAUUUUACUUAGCAAA